GUUGCCCUCGUGGACUCGCUGCGGAGGCAGUGGCCGUGGUUGAAUGCUGGUGAUGCGACCUGGAUAUUGAUUGUCGCAUCACUCUUUCUCGAACCCGCCCCACGGAGUGAGCCGACGAUCCGGCCUGAAGGAAACCAUGGCAUGCAGCCGGGUCACAGUCUCGCAGAUGGAGAGGGGAACGCGCCACUCUUGGAAGUAGAUAUCUUCGGCUUGAGCCGACCUUGGAUCUUGGCCUGGGGCUCAUCUCCUCUUUCUCUUGCAGUUGUCGUGUAGAACGUACAUUGACGUUAACCACCAUGGCGCUCAAGAGUUUGCUUUCCUCCCUGUUGCUGGCCCCUCUGGCCUUGGCCCAUCCGGGUCACAAGGAGGCGGUCCACGCCCACCGCGCUCUUCCACUCGAGCGGAGGUCUCUUGACCACUGCAGCAAGGAGUUCAACAGCCCCGAGUUCAUUCAGCGAACCGUCGAAAUCAAUGGUGCCGAGAUCAAGAGGUUGAGGCGUGCCUUGGGCUACGAGGUUGACGAGAAGCCCAAGAUCACUCCCCGCGACUACCUUUCCGUCUCGAGAAUCGACCACAAGAGCAACAAGACGGUCACCGAGGGCAUGGACCUUUCCACCCUCUUCUCCAACUAUGGAGCUUGCAUGCUCAUGCCUGUCGUUGACGAGGGACCGUUGUACGUCAAGGGCGAGGAGAUCCGCAAGAACAUCACCAACGGCGAGAGGGGUAUCAAGAUGACGCUUGCCAUCCAAGUUGUGGAUUACAAGACAUGCCAGACCGUCCCCAACGCCUACGUUGACAUCUGGAGCUCCAACGCCACCGGUAUCUAUGUUGGUGUCCAAGGCUACCCCGGCAUGGGCGACCCCAACGAUGCCUCCAUCCUCAAGGGCACAACCCUUCGCGGCGUGCAGCCUACCGACAGCCAUGGUGUGGCUUCCUUUGACACCAUGUUCCCAGGUCACUAUGACGGUCGUGCGACCCAUAUCCACGCCAUCGUCUGGCUCGGAGCCACCAAGCACGCCAACAACACCCUGACUGGCGGUCGUGCUGCCCAUAUUGGUCAAAUCUACUUUGACCAAGGCCUCAUCACGGCCGCUGAGAGGAACGCGCCCUACAACACUAACCGCAUGCCCAUCCAGCAGAACACGCGCGACUUUUUGUUCCAGGCCGGCGCCAACGGUGACGACCCGAUCGUCCGCUACUCCUUCAUUGGCAAGGACGUCUCCGAGGGUCUCUUUGCCUGGAUCCGCUUCGGUAUCAACCAGCAGACCAGCCGCCCGCUCAACCCUGCUGCUUACUGGACUGCGAACGGUGGCGUCAUGAACCCCACUGGUCCCAUCUCCAAGCUUCCCGGCGGUGGUGGCGGCGGCGGUGGCUGGCCCGGUUUCGGUGGCGGUUGGGGUAAGCGCUUCGCUGAGAAGCUUGGUCGCAAGGUCGAGGCUGAGGCUGAGCUCCAAGAGGAUGCCGAGUAAAUUGGUAGGACCAGUCGUGGAUGGCAAUGGGUGACGCGGGG
Podospora pseudocomata is the source of this 1510-nucleotide messenger RNA. RefSeq lists its product as uncharacterized. Bases 297 to 1469 code for a protein of 390 amino acids. Lineage: Eukaryota; Fungi; Ascomycota; Sordariomycetes; Sordariales; Podosporaceae. Gene Ontology annotation, molecular function: oxidoreductase activity, acting on single donors with incorporation of molecular oxygen, incorporation of two atoms of oxygen; ferric iron binding. The transcript has 4 exons. The record is from RefSeq and is a predicted model, not a curated record.